UGGCCCUGGAUUUAAGAAGAGCCAUCAACAGCUUCUUGCUCUUACUUCUGCUGCUUUCCAAGGGAAAGAGCUAGGAAGUAACCUACACAAGUCUCAGGGCGGGAGCCGCUUCCUGCCAGCCCGGGGGCUGGACCAAAACAAACCCGCCUCUUUUACAAGUCCUGGACUGUCCCAGCCAGAGAUCAGAGGAAUUAAUUCAUGGAGCUAAAGAAGCAGACACAGCAAGGGUCAGGGCUAAGAGCCGGACAAAGGAGCAAGCGCCCAGAGACAGGAGCUCUCAAGAAGGGCUCAGAUUGAGCAGGGUCCCCACCACCUCUGCCUUGAGGGCAGCUGCUGUCCUAUGUGGCCAAAGAAAUAGCCUGAGGGACAGCUGCUGCUCCCUGCUGCUGCUCUCUCAGAAGCUGUCUCCAGGAAGCCACUGACAGGCUCACUUGCUCUCUGCUAAGCUCCAGGUUGAACUGGAGGCCACAGUUCUCUGAAUUACCCCAUGGGGCCCAGAAUAGGUGAGGGGCCCCAGAUGCCAGACAGAGACACCAAGACCACAAUGGGCACAGAAGACAUGCCUGAAAGCAAAGUCAGCAUGGAGCCUCGGGACUUACAUCAGGAUUCACAGCCCCGAUGGCUGUUCCACAACAUCAAGUUCUUUGUCCUGUGUCACAGUAUACUGCAACUGGCGCAGCUCAUGAUCUCCGGCUACCUCAAGAGCUCCAUCUCCACGGUGGAAAAGCGCUUUGGACUGUCCAGUCAGACCUCAGGGCUGCUGGCUGCCUUCAACGAGGUCGGGAACGUAUCCUUGAUCUUGUUCGUGAGCUACUUUGGCAGCCGAGUUCACAGGCCCCGUAUGAUUGGCUGUGGGGCUAUCCUGGUGGCCCUGGCAGGUCUGCUCAUGGCGCUCCCACACUUCAUCUCGGAACCAUACCGCUAUGACCACAACAGCCCUGAAAAUAGGUCACAGGACUUUGAAACUUCCUUGUGCCUGCCCACGACUGUGGCCCCAGCCUCUGUCCUCUCCAAUGACAGCUGUUCCAGCCGCACAGAAACCAAGCAUCUAACUAUGGUGGGGAUCAUGUUCACAGCACAGACCCUGCUCGGCAUAGGUGCUGUGCCCAUACAGCCCUAUGGUAUCUCCUACAUUGACGACUUCGCCCAUCAAAGCAACUCACCCCUCUACGUGGGGAUCCUGUUUGCCGCAACCACAAUGGGGCCGGGCAUGGCCUACGGGCUGGGCAGCUUCAUGCUACGGCUUUAUGUGGACAUUGACCGGAUGCCAGAAGGAGGUAUCAAGUUGACCUCAAAAGACCCCCGAUGGGUGGGCGCCUGGUGGCUGGGCUUCCUCAUCUCUGCUGGACUGGUGGUAUUGGCUGCCAGCCCCUACUUCUUCUUCCCCAGAGAGAUGCCCAAGGAGAAACACGAGCUUCACUUAAGGCAAAAGGUCUUGGCUGGUGCAGCGUCCAUUGUCAGCAAGGGUAAGGAGCUCUCCUCUCAGCAUGAACCCUUAAAGAAAGAGGCUGGAUUGGCCCAGAUUGCCCCAGACUUGACUGUGGUCCAGUUUAUCAAAGUCUUCCCCAGGGUGCUGCUGCGAACACUGCGCCACCCCAUCUUCUUGCUGGUAGUCCUGUCCCAGGUGUGCACCUCAUCCAUGGUGGCAGGCAUGGCCACCUUUCUGCCGAAGGUCCUGGAGCGCCAGUUUUCCAUCACGGCCUCCUUCGCCAACCUGCUCCUCGGCUGCCUCACUAUCCCCUUGUCCAUUGUGGGCAUGGUGGUGGGAGGUGUCUUAGUCAAGCGCCUCCACCUGAACCCCAUGCAGUGCAGUGUCCUCUGCCUGCUGGGGUCACUGUUGUGUCUGCUGCUCAGCUUGCCACUCUUCUUCAUUGGCUGUUCUACUCACCAUAUUGCCGGCAUCACCCGGGACCUGGGUGCUCAGCCAGAGCCAAGCCUGUUUCCUGGCUGUGCAGAGCCCUGUUCCUGCCAAUCGGAUGGCUUUAACCCUGUUUGCGACACCAGUGCCCACGUGGAGUACACCACACCCUGCCAUGCAGGCUGCACAGGUCAUGUGGUCCAGGAGGCUCUGGGCAAAAGCCAGGUUUUCUAUACCAACUGCAGCUGUGUGGCAGGGGAUGGCACCGUGCCCGCAGGUUCCUGUGAUUCAGCCUGCAGCCACCUGGUGCUGCCCUUCAUUCUUCUCAUCAGCGUGGGAGCGACAGUGGCCAGCAUCACCUACACACCUUCCUUCAUGCUCAUCCUAAGGGGAGUGAAGAAAGAAGAUAAGAUCCUGGCAGUAGGGAUGCAGUUCAUGCUCCUGAGAGUACUGGCCUGGAUGCCCAGCCCUGUGAUCCAUGGAAGUGCCAUCGAUACCACCUGUGUGCACUGGGCCCUGAGCUGUGGGCGACGAGCCGUCUGCCGCUACUAUGACCACGACCUGCUCCGACACCGAUUCAUAGGCCUCCAGUUAUUCUUCAAAAGUGGAUCCCUGGUGUGCUUUGCCUUAGUUGUGGCCAUCUUGAGGCAACAGAAAAAAGAGGCCAGCAUCAAGGCCACUGUGAAGAGCUCUGACCUACAGCAGCAACUGUAAGCAUCAGGACCACAGAAGAAACCCAAGGAUUCCAGAAGGUCAACAGUCCCAGUCCCACCAGGCCAGGCAUGGCAACCAAAACCUUGUAUCUUCUGAACCUUUUGCCCAAGAUGGGGUGUCAGAAGUACCAUGUUCCAACUCUGCUUCCUCCACGAAACUGUGAAGUGACUUUGAACAAGCUUCUGGCUUUGCUUGCUCUUUGGAACCAAGGAGCUGUUGUGUUGGUCAUGUCUCAAGCAAGAGGGUUGUCCUUAUUCCAGCCAGAUGACCAACCUGGAACCAAGCUUUGUUGGUGGGGAGGAACUGUACCGCAUCUCUGUCCCACCCACCACCCACCCUCGAUUCCAGGAUAGCCCAUGCUGCACUCCACACAGAGCCUCAGCCCAGCUCUGUCACUCAUGGAGACCCUCUCCAAAGAUUUCAACUCACAGGCUCCAGCUGUGCACAUCUGUGAAGGCCUCCUCUGCAAGUCCAGGCUGUCUUCAAGAAAUGUCUAUUUGUCGCCCCCUGGAGGCAGAGUCCAGAGACAAGAUUAAGGCGAGCCCCAAAAGCAGGAAGGAGGAGGAUACCAUAUUUGAUGAGGUGUGUGCACAGGAGCCUUACUUAGCUGGGGUGGAAGAGGGGCUCUCUGACCCAGAAUAUCUCAGCUUUUGUCCUCAGGGAGCCACAAUUGGGGAAAGGGAGAUCUAUCCUUUCCUUUAGAGGUCUUCAGAACCAGUUUAUAUUUGGAGUUUCUCCUACUAAACGUGUGUUGUCAGAAUCUCACGCAUUUGACCAAGGGCCACCAAAGUCACUGUGGCUCUUGGAAAUAGAAUCCUAGGCCAUAUCUCUGGAUCUUUGUAGCUAAUACCUGAUUCUGUAAUAACCAAGUUGGGUUGACCUCCCAUUCUCUAAAAAUCCCUGGAUCAGUGUGAGCAAAGCCCAGCUCUGUACAGCGAGCUAUGGCACAGCACUCUUGGUCAGACUCUCUGGAAUCCCCAAUUCUUUCCCAAGUCAGGCCUUGUCUGGCUUUCUGGCUAGUCUUAUCUGGCCUAGUUGCUUCAAGGCAGCAGAAGAGCAAGCCCUGUUGUGCUCCCAGGCCAGUCUGUUGAUAGCACACACACACACACACACACACACACACACACACACACACACACACACCCAUCCAUGUGGCCACAAGAAGAGGGGAGAAGGGGCCAGCAGCUCUCUCCCUACUCUGUGUGCCUAGCUCUCAGUGAAGGGACAAGGUACUUGUCUCCAGUGCAGAAGAAGGGGAUAUGGAAGCCUUCAAUUCUGUCAGGAAUGGUGGCACAUGUCUGUGACCCAGCACUGGGGGACAAGAUCAGGAAUUCAAGGCCUAUCUCAGCUACAUAGUGAGUUUGAGUCUAACCUGGGCUACAUGAGAGUAUCUCAAAAAAAUCCAAAAGGAAUAAAGAGAAGAAGGAAAGAGGAGAAGAGGAGGAGGAAGAGGAAA
This is a messenger RNA of Peromyscus eremicus (cactus mouse), 4028 nucleotides long. It is a transcript of the gene Slco2b1, whose product is annotated as solute carrier organic anion transporter family member 2B1. Lineage: Eukaryota; Metazoa; Chordata; Mammalia; Rodentia; Cricetidae. The record is from RefSeq and is a predicted model, not a curated record. Gene Ontology annotation, biological process: transmembrane transport; sodium-independent organic anion transport; bile acid and bile salt transport. Gene Ontology annotation, cellular component: membrane. Bases 488 to 2572 code for a protein of 694 amino acids. The transcript has 14 exons. Gene Ontology annotation, molecular function: bile acid transmembrane transporter activity; protein binding.